Molecule: messenger RNA, 903 nt
Organism: Penicillium macrosclerotiorum
Lineage: Eukaryota; Fungi; Ascomycota; Eurotiomycetes; Eurotiales; Aspergillaceae
Product: oxidoreductase, short-chain dehydrogenase/reductase family
Exons: 4
Coding region: 1-903 (300 amino acids)
Source: RefSeq, a predicted model, not a curated record
AUGGUCGGACGACUCGAAGGAAAGAAUGCCAUUGUGACCGGUGCUGCCGGUGGCAUUGGCCUUGAAACCGCCAUUCUCAUGCUCCGCGAAGGCGCUUCCGUUCUUAUGGCCGAUAUUAGCGAGGCCGGCCUGGCCACCGCUCUCAAUAAAGUCAACACAGUCGUCCCCGCUGCUGAGCGUAGCGGCAAGGUCGAGACAAGAGUUGUCGACGUUUCCAGCGAGUCUCAUGUUGAAGCCGCGGUCGGCCAUCUGGAUUCCUGGGGCGGGAUCGAUGUGAUGUUCAACAAUGCCGGAAUCAUGCACCCGAAGGACGGUGACUCCGAGGAAUGCCCCGAGGAGAUCUGGGACCGAACAAUGAACAUCAAUGUCAAGGGCGUAUGGUUUGGAUCGAAGCAUGCCGUACGCAGCUUCCGAAAGCAUGGCAAGAAGAAGGGAAGCGUGAUCAAUACAGCCAGUAUGGUGGCUCUGGUCGGUGCGGCCACGCCGCAGCUGGCGUAUACUGCCAGCAAGGGUGCCGUGCUGGCUAUGACUAGAGAGCUCGCGAUUGUGCACGCCCGCGAAGGUAUGAUUUGCCUUUCGGACUGGCAAUUUGUCGACGAAGUGCUAAAAUGGUCCAUCACAGGAUUCCGAUUCAAUUCUCUCUGCCCUGCGCCUCUCAACACUCCUCUUCUUCAGGACUGGCUGGGUGACGACAAGGAAAAGCGAUUCCGCCGCGAGAUCCACUUCCCUACCGGCCGCUUUGGUGAGGCUAUCGAACAAGCCCACGCUGUCAUUUUCCUAGCCAGUGACGAGAGUUCAUUCGUCAAUGCUGCUGAUUUCGUCGUAGAUGGCGGUCUCACAAAGGCAUAUGUGACUCCGGAGGGCCCGGCGACAGAGGCUCCAAAGAACUUGGCUGGCCCAUAG